Molecule: messenger RNA, 1715 nt
Organism: Epinephelus lanceolatus (giant grouper)
Lineage: Eukaryota; Metazoa; Chordata; Actinopteri; Perciformes; Serranidae
Gene: serpine1
Product: serpin peptidase inhibitor, clade E (nexin, plasminogen activator inhibitor type 1), member 1
Biological process (GO): negative regulation of endopeptidase activity; negative regulation of plasminogen activation; negative regulation of vascular wound healing
Molecular function (GO): serine-type endopeptidase inhibitor activity
Source: RefSeq, a predicted model, not a curated record
AGACUCAAGCAGCAGCAGACAGAAGCUGAAACUACAUACAGCCGCUCAACUACAUCUGACAUAUUUCAACCAAAAGGAUGCUUUGUGUGUAUAUUUUCCUGUUGCUGACACUGAGCAGAGUGGGGCUGGGCUCUCUUCAAGAUAAACAGACUGACUUUGGCUUGAAGGUCUUCUCACAGCUGGCUCAGGACUCUGCAGACAAGAAUGUGGCCUUGUCUCCGUACGGCGUGGCCUCUGUGCUGGCCAUGGCUCAGCUUGGUGCUGCUGGAAACACCCGCAGAGCUUUAACUGCUGCUAUGGGCUUUUCUCUGCAAGAGCGAGGGAGGUCUCGGGUGCAGCGCCUCCUGCAGCGUGACCUGUCCAGUGAGGAGGGGGUUGAGACAGCCAGCGGUGUCAUGGUGGAGAGGAAGAUGAGCCUGGAGAAAGGAUACCGCCGAGCCCUGGCCAAGGCCUUCCAGACCCACCCUAACCAGGUGGACUUCACCAAGCCAGACCAGGCAGUCAGCGUCAUCAACUCAUGGGUCUCCGACCACACUGCAGGUGCUAUCCCAGAGUUCCUGGCAUCUGGAUCUUUGACUGAUGAGACCCGCCUGGUCCUCCUGAAUGCCCUCCACUUCCAGGGCCUCUGGAAGGUUCCCUUUGACCCCAAACUGACACAGGAGAGGAUGUUCCACUGUGCCAAUGGCAGCAGUGUGCCCGUGCACAUGAUGAGACUCACCAAUCACUUCAAGUAUGGUGAGUUUGUGACUGCCGAUGGGGUGGACUAUGAUGUUAUUGAGGUCCCAUACGAGGGGGACUCAAUGAGCAUGCUCCUGGUGUCACCCUUUGAGCCUGAAGUUCCCCUGAGUACACUCAGUGCAGAUCUGAGCAGCCAGAAGAUUAAGCAAUGGAGAAUGGAGUUGAGGAAUGUCAAGCGACAGCUGGCCAUGCCCAGGUUUUCUCUGAACUCUGAGGUGGAUUUGAAGACUGCUCUGCUUAACAUGGGUCUGGGAGACAUGUUUAACCUGGCUACUGCUGACUUCACACGCAUCACUUCUGAUGAGAGGCUGUGUGUGUCCAAGGUUCUGCAGAGAGUGAAGAUUGAGGUGAAUGAGCGAGGAACCAAGGGAGCAGCAGCAACAGCCGCUGUGAUGUUUUCUCGAAUGGCAGUGGAGGAGAUUACUCUGGACCGACCUUUCCUCUUUCUCAUCCAGCACAAACUUACAGGUGCUGUUCUGUUCAUGGGUCAGUUCAACCAGCCUCAAGAACAAUAACCCACUCGCCUUCAUUCCACUGUGUCUGACUACUGCUGCUCAUACUCCACAUAUACAUGGUGACCACACCAGACCUACUGUACAGGGUUCAUAUGACUGAAAGCUUUAUUUAUAAUGUGCUUAAUACAGGAAGACUGGGGCAAAGGGAUACACAGAUCUAACAUGACAGACAUUGGAAACAUUGACUGAGAGUUUAUAUGUUUGCUGUUAAUUUAUUUCUCUGAAUGUUUGAGGUUGAUGAGAUGGAAAGAAAUAUGAAGGAAAGUUAACUGAUUAGGUAGUUUACUGUUGUCUGACACAACAGGCACCAAUGCACUGCAUGAGUACCAAAAAAUUUGUAUUUUUUCUAUCUAUUUUUGCAAUGUUAUUUGUAAUGUCUAUUUUUGUUAUUGCCUUGUUGUUGCAAAGUUACAUUUGUGUUUGGCCAUAUUUAUAUUUAUUAAAAUACUAUGUUUUUACAAA